GGAGGGGGCGGGGCAAUUUAACGUGUUGGUGCAACUGGCAAGUAGUUAGUGUGAUCUUGUCCGUCUAUUUUUUUUUUCCACAAAAUUCAACUUCCAAAGAGAAAUCCACUUCAACCAGCGUUACAACAAGGCGGUAGGACCUUGACUUCCAUCUGUGGUCUGUAUUUGUCCUUCGCGUGUUUCUUAUAUGACAAGCAGAGUCGCAGCACGAUCGACACAGAUUGACAAUAGGAGAAAUCGUUAUUAGCUAACAGUAGCUAACUUCUCCCUGCAUAUCAGCUGCCUCAGCGCUGUAUGUGCGGCAAUAACAUGUCAGCGCCUUUACCUGCCAUUGUGCCUGCUGCCCGGAAAGCCACUGCAGCGGUAAUAUUUCUGCAUGGCCUUGGUGAUACUGGGCAUAGCUGGGCUGAGGCUUUUGCAGGCAUCAGGAUACCACAUGUGAAAUACAUCUGUCCACAUGCUCCCACCAUGCCUGUGUCCUUGAACAUGAGAAUGUCCAUGCCUUCUUGGUUUGAUAUCUACGGAUUGAGCCCGGAGGCAGAUGAAGAUGAGAUUGGUAUUAAACGAGCCUCAGAAAACAUUAAGGCCUUGAUAGACCAAGAGGUAAAGAAUGGGAUACCGUCCCACAGAAUUCUCCUGGGUGGAUUUUCACAGGGUGGAGCGUUGUCCCUCUACACAGCUCUGACAACCCAGCAGAAGCUCGCUGGAGUGGUUGCUCUUAGCUGUUGGCUUCCUCUCCGCAAGUCCUUCCCUCAGGCCGCUGCAAACUCUGCAAACAAGGACAUGCAUGUGCUCCAAUGCCACGGGGAUUCGGACCCCCUAGUCCCCUUUGUAUUUGGUAGCCAGACCUCAGAGAAGCUGAAAGGCCUCAUUAAUCCAGCCAACAUCACCUUCAAGUCAUACCGGGGUCUACCUCACAGCGCCUGUCCAGAAGAAAUGGUGGACAUCAAGCGAUUCAUCGAGAAGCAGCUUCCUGCCCUCGGCGACGAAUGAAGUGGGAAAUGGCUGCAUACACCCGCACGGCAUCACCAGAGUCCUUCAGGUGUGACUCCAGCGAGACUCUGCGGACUUGAGGAAACACUGACUUACUUGACAAUAAAACCACGCUGCUACUCAUAGAGCCAGACCGAACACGGGGCUACACGUUGAGCCCGGGACAGACGGGACUGAAACGAUGCUGCAUCCUGACCUGGAGCCACACACGAUCCUCAGCGUCACAGUAGAGUAACAUUAGUUGCUUGAUUGUAUUUGCCAUUAAGAAGCCAUUUUCUGCAGGAAACGUAUGUAUCGGAAAAACUAGGGCUAUACUAUUUGGUUAAUACCUUUUAUCUCAUAAUAAAUGGCCUGUUGUUUAAUGUUUUUUUUUUUUUUAAAUUAAUGUAGACUGUUUUAGGAUUUAGAAGUUAAGUUAAAUAAUUGACUUAGUUAAGACCUUAAUCAAGCAAUUUUGUUGAUUUAUGCUUCUCUGAUUUUAAGAUCUGCUGUUUUGCGUUGCUUAAAUUAGUCCAAGUAGAAAAUUAUUUGGUUGGGGGUUUGUUGUUGCAUAAAAUAAGCAUCCGCUCUGGCUUUUAGAAAAAUGAAAGAACAUUUUUGAGUAUUUUUAACAUCUUAAAGAUAAGCAAUUAAUGUAAAGCAGUAUAGAUUUGGCAGUCCUGAUCUGUGACAUGUAUGCCUUUAAACAAAAUUCACCAUAAAGCAUUUGCAGACAAAGCACAUACUCUGAUAUUACACUGAAAGUAUACGACCCAUGCAGCUUAAUAUGCAAUGUGAGAAUGUUCACGACACGUAACAGCAAAACAACAUACGAUUGUGCUUUAUUUAAUUUGUGAGAAUUCAUAUAGCUAGUUCACAUAAAUCCCUUUUUUUCUUAAAUA
Sphaeramia orbicularis (orbiculate cardinalfish) is the source of this 1874-nucleotide messenger RNA. RefSeq names its product lysophospholipase 1 (gene lypla1). Gene Ontology annotation, molecular function: palmitoyl-(protein) hydrolase activity; carboxylic ester hydrolase activity. Gene Ontology annotation, cellular component: cytoplasm. The coding region runs from base 295 to 993 and encodes 232 amino acids. The transcript has 9 exons. Gene Ontology annotation, biological process: protein depalmitoylation. The record is from RefSeq and is a predicted model, not a curated record. Lineage: Eukaryota; Metazoa; Chordata; Actinopteri; Kurtiformes; Apogonidae.